CGUCGCAUCCCCUCCCGGUCAAGAGACUUAGAACCCGCCUACAGCCGCCUGAGGGAGCUGCUGCUGGACAGUCCCUAGUGGCCAGGCGCUCCUGGGGCCCCGCGCCCUCCCCCGGGCCUCCCGGCCCCUGUCACUGCUCCCUCCCGGUACCCGCCCCGAGCCCCACGCAGUCAUCUCCAUGGAGCAGCUGCUGCGCGCGGAGCUGCGGACCCGGAGCCUACGGGCCUUCGGGAGCCCAGGCGCGGGCUAUAUCAGCGAGGGCCGCGCCUACGACACAGACUCAGGGGCCGUAUUCGUGAAGGUCAACCGCAGGUCCCAGGCCCGACAGAUGUUCCUGGGGGAGAUGGCCAGCCUGGAGGCCAUCCGGGCUACAGGCCUGGUACGGGCACCUCAGCCAAUCAAGGUGAUUGACCUGCCUGGAGGCGGAGCUGCCUUCCUGAUGGAGUACCUGAAGAUGAGGAGCUUGAGCAGCCAGGCAUCGCAACUUGGAGAGCAGAUCGCAGACUUGCACCUUCACAACCAGAAGCUUGGGGAGAAGUGGAAGGAGGAGGAAAGCACAGUGGGCCGAAGGGCUGAGGGUGCUGAGCCCCAAUACGCGACCAAGUUUGGCUUCCACACGGUGACCUGCUGUGGCUUCAUCCCACAGGUGAACGAGUGGGAGGAGGACUGGCCGGCCUUCUUCUUCCGGCACCGGCUUCAGGCACAGCUGGAUCUCAUUGAGAAGGACUAUGCUGACAGAGAAGCACAGGAGCUCUGGUCUCAGCUUCAGGUGAAGAUCCCAGAUCUGUUUUGUGGCCUGGAGAUCGUCCCUGCCCUACUCCAUGGGGACCUCUGGUCGGGCAAUGUGGCUGAGAAUGACGAGGGGCCCAUCAUUUACGACCCAGCUUCCUUCUACGGCCACUCAGAGUUCGAGCUGGCCAUUGCUUCGAUGUUUGGGGGCUUCCCCAGGGCCUUCUUCACAGCCUACCACAGCAAGAUCCCCAAGGCCCCCGGCUUCGAGAGGCGGCUGCAGCUCUACAAGCUCUUUAACUACCUGAACCACUGGAACCACUUUGGGCAGGAGUACCGCAGCCCCACCCUGGGUACCAUGAGGAAGCUUCUGAAGUAGCAGCCUGCCAUGCCCUUUAGCCCCCAAGCUGCCCUUCUCCUUGCUUGCAAAUAAUCAAUAAAGCCUGGAAGCCAUGCUCUCA
Echinops telfairi (small Madagascar hedgehog) is the source of this 1190-nucleotide messenger RNA. It is a transcript of the gene FN3K, whose product is annotated as fructosamine 3 kinase. The record is from RefSeq and is a predicted model, not a curated record. Bases 179 to 1108 code for a protein of 309 amino acids. Gene Ontology annotation, biological process: fructosamine metabolic process. NCBI's taxonomy places the organism in Eukaryota, Metazoa, Chordata, Mammalia, Afrosoricida, Tenrecidae. The transcript is spliced from 6 exons.